CUGAUAGCCCAAAGCCCACAAACGCCAGAAACCUCAUCUUCAUCGCAUUAAUCUUCGCCAUCGCCACUCCCCUCCAAUCUCUUGCUCAGUCAGAGUUCCAUCAAACACAUGGCGCUUAAUCUGACGUCCUCUUUCCUGCAAAUUAACCCACUUUCUCCUCCGCCUACCAUCAAAAAGGUGAAGUUCAGUGCGGUGGGAAAUUCAGCGCUGCAGGUAACGUGCAGGAAGAAGGACAUACACCCGCAAUUCUACGAGGAUGCGAAGGUGUACUGCAAUGGGGAACUGGUGAUGACCACCGGUGGGACCAAGAAGGAGUAUGUAGUGGACGUUUGGUCCGGUAACCACCCAUUCUAUCUUGGUAAUCGAUCGGCUGUCGUUGUCGACGCCGACCAGGUCGAGAAGUUCCGCAAGAAAUUUGGGGAGCUUUCGCAGAUUAUGGAAAUCCCUGUCCUUAAAGGUGAAAUUGUGUUGCCUUCUAGGCGCAAAUCCGCUGGCAAAGGCAAGAAGAAAUAGGAGGGAUGGAGGAAAAAAGGGUAUGUGCUUAUUUUGUGUUUGUAAUUUGAUUUUAGUUGUUUGAUGAAAUGCAUAGUCUGGAGAUGAAAUUACAGCUAACUCUGUGUUUAGAAUUUUGGUACUUGUAUAAUGCUACUAUCGGUUGAAUCUUUACGCUGAUGUAUGGGUAUAAUGAUCGAAAUUGUAGCAGAAUACAGCAAAUUCAAUUGAAUUAUGCCUGCUUAUUAAUAUAUGUGAGGGGUUUAUUUGAA
Molecule: messenger RNA, 764 nt
Organism: Manihot esculenta (cassava)
Lineage: Eukaryota; Viridiplantae; Streptophyta; Magnoliopsida; Malpighiales; Euphorbiaceae
Product: 50S ribosomal protein L31, chloroplastic
Exons: 2
Coding region: 109-513 (134 amino acids)
Biological process (GO): translation
Cellular component (GO): ribosome
Molecular function (GO): structural constituent of ribosome
Source: RefSeq, a predicted model, not a curated record